Messenger RNA from Ficedula albicollis (Collared flycatcher), 2266 nucleotides. RefSeq names its product fibrinogen-like protein 1. The coding region runs from base 269 to 1567 and encodes 432 amino acids. The transcript has 6 exons. NCBI's taxonomy places the organism in Eukaryota, Metazoa, Chordata, Aves, Passeriformes, Muscicapidae. The record is from RefSeq and is a predicted model, not a curated record.
CGGAGGAACCGGCUCCUUCCCACGCCUGAUCCCGAGCGGGCGGAAUUCCGGAAUUCCCUUCCCAAAAAUUCGGUCACCUCAUCCCUCCAAGCCGCUCCGGAGGGAGGGAAUUGCAGCUCACAGAGCCGGAAGAGAGCGGAGGAUCCCAACUGAUCCCAGCUUGGAAUUUUAUGGGAUUUUUACGGGAUCAGCUCCUUUUCCUGCCGUGACCGGGAUCUCUCGGCAUGCUCUGAUCCCAUAAAGCCACAUUUCUCGGGAAUCACCCCUCAUGGAAUUCCGCCCGGGCCAAGCCGGACUGCUCUCCCUCCUCCUCAUGGCCGCGCUGAGCCGCCGAUCCCUGGAAAAAUCCCUCCCCGCGGGAUACCGGGAGCACGAGGAUCCCCGGGAGAGCCCGGGCUUGAUCCAGUGCGGGGAAUACAGCAACCAGGUGCUUCCCAACGGGAGGUGCCGGAUCGUGGCCACGCUGCCGCAGGGGGACGAGCAGCGCUGCCCCGACCUGUUCCGCUGCACCGACGAGGUCUCCUACUGGCUCCACGAGAACGAGGAGCGCAAGCAGCAGAUCCUGGAGCUGCGGGAGCUGAUCUCCGAGCUCCAGGAGGAGCUGAGGAACCACCGGCACCGCGUCAAGGCGCUGGAGAUACAGCAGGAGGAGGCGGCGGGGCGGAACCAGAGCCUGGCGCAGCGGGUGCAGGACCUGGAGCAGCAUUCCCGGGAAUCCAGCACGCUGCAGCACAUCCAGGCCACGCUGCUCUACGACAUCCAGGCGCAGAUCAACAACAUCUCGGCCCUGGCCGACUGGGCCUGGCGCAGCCCCCGCGGCUGCCUGCACCCCGCCGACAUCCGCGCCCAGGAGGAGGUGCAGCACCCAGGGAUCAAACACGGCCGGAAUUGUCCCAUCGACUGCGCCUCCGUCUACUACAACGGGCUGCGGAGAUCCGGGAUUUACAGCAUCCUGCCCUCGGUCCGCGGCGUUCCCUUCGAGGUCCUGUGCGAGAUGGACACCGAAGGGGGUGGCUGGACCGUCAUCCAGAGGCGCCAGGACGGAUCCGUGGAUUUCAACCGGACCUGGAACGAGUACAAGGAAGGAUUCGGGGACCUCAACGGGGAAUUCUGGCUGGGGAACGACAACAUCCACAGGAUCACGAGCCAAGGGGAUUAUUCCCUACGGAUCGACCUGGAAGAUUGGAAUAACAAACACAAACACGCCUUCUACCAGGCCUUCAGCAUCGAGGACGAGGAAAACUUCUACCGGCUCCACGUGGACGGAUUCAGCGGCACCGUGGAGGAUUCCUUCGCCUGGUACCACGACAAGAGGAGCUUCAGCACCCCGGAUUCCGGGAAUAUCUGCGCCGAGAUUUCCCACGGGGGCUGGUGGUACCACCAGUGCUUCUUCUCCAACCUCAACGGCGUUUACUACAAGGGCGGCCGAUAUUCCAUUAAAAACCGGAAGAUGCUGGGCCCGGAUGGGAUCGUCUGGUAUUCCUGGAAGGACACGGACUAUUAUUCCCUACGGAAGGUGGUCAUGAUGAUCCGACCCCGCACAUUCCGGCCCCACCUCUCCCCGUGACGCCUCCCGGGAUAUUCCCCAUUUCCACAUCCCAUGGAUCGCUGGGAAUGGAGGGAGGGCUGGGAAUAGCGCAGGAAAACGGAUUCUGGAAGGACUGCUGGAUUUUGUGGGAAUUAUCCGAGUCCUCCAUCUUGGGAGAUAUCCCGGGAAUGUGGAUGUGAUUCCUGGGAAGGGCAUUCCCAAGGCUUAAUCCAGUUGUUGGGACGAUGGGAAUCAGCUCCAGGUUGAUCCACGUGGAGUUCCGUGGCCGCCAAACCAAUGGAAUUUCCCAAGGGAAGCAAUGGAAGCGAUCCAGGCAGAAUUUUUCCACGCGGGAUUUGAUGGAGCGGCUUUUAUUCCCGAGGAUUUGCAUCCCAUUCCCAAAGAUCCCGAAGAUCCACAACCUCAGGGAUGCAGGGAAUUGGCUCUGAGGGAAGCCCGGAAAUCCAGAGUGCAUUCCCAGACAUAGAAUCACAGGAAAUCCAGGAAGGAUUGUGUUCCACACCUGGAUAUCAACCUCUGGGAAUAAAAACAUUCCAAAUGAAAGGAUUCCAAAACAAAAAAAAAAAAACAGACUGGGAAGUUUUCCGUUUCUCCUUCCAUUUUCACCUUCCCGCCCUUUCUCUGGCAAAGAAUUCCAGAUGGAUUUUCCAUCCAUCCUAAAGAAGGGAUCAGCAAUGAUCAGACGCGAUUCAAAAUCCAUUUUUUCACUGCCUUACU